This is a messenger RNA of Lutzomyia longipalpis, 6780 nucleotides long. Its product is annotated as myelin transcription factor 1. The record is from RefSeq and is a predicted model, not a curated record. Gene Ontology annotation, cellular component: nucleus. Gene Ontology annotation, molecular function: DNA-binding transcription factor activity, RNA polymerase II-specific; RNA polymerase II cis-regulatory region sequence-specific DNA binding; zinc ion binding. NCBI's taxonomy places the organism in Eukaryota, Metazoa, Arthropoda, Insecta, Diptera, Psychodidae. The transcript has 13 exons. The coding region runs from base 1237 to 5433 and encodes 1398 amino acids. Gene Ontology annotation, biological process: regulation of transcription by RNA polymerase II.
CGGAGGGGUGACAUCACCCUCCCCGAAAACAAAGUAAAGAUACACUUUGGCUGCAGUUUCGCCAGAGUUAUACAAGUUUCGUAAAAGUCUGAUGUAGUUUGGUGCCAGUUAGCAACGAACGUAGUACAGGUGGAGACCGAAAGUUUAAUUUUUCUGUCCCCCGUACAGGAAAGUGUUUCGGGGUGAAGAGUUACCCACGAAAGUUGAAUAUAUACUGAGAAAGUUAAGAAAAAAAGUUUCGCGAUUUAUUUUCAAAAGUUGUUGUUUGCCUAUACUAAAAUGAUGAUCAAAAUAUUGGAAACUUUGUUGAAAACUUUUGAAUUAACUUCUUGUCCUUAACUUUUCACACCACUUCCUCGCUGUUUUGUGCAAAGUUAUUUAGUUUGUUGUUUUUCUACGAAUAUUGUUUUGUUUUUAUUUAUAAAAUCUGGGAGAAAACUUCCUUGACUUUGACUCUGUAUGUGUCCAUCAAUUAAUUAACGGUGGUUUUGUUUUUUUUGCGCAUUUUUUAUAUACAUAUUUUUGUGGUGUAUAGCAUAACUGUAAGUCUGUUGUUUAAAAAAAAUCCGUGCAUUGUGUGUCCAUUGCGUGUCCAACAAAGAAAAAAAAACUGAUUUGCCAGAGAAAGUGCAAGUGACUGUGAACUACCAAGAUUUUGUUUGAAAUUGUUCUCACGCGAGCAAUAUCGAAGAAACCCCAAUUUCUAGAACAAACAAACAAUUAAAUAUUAUUAAUUCUAGUUUACUUCCGAGCUAAAUUACAGUUUGUUCCUCUGUGAUUUUUUCUGCUCUUUUGUUCCUCUCCGUAAAUUAUUGUAUUGCACGCUAAAAGAAACGGGUCUGACGGAAGGCGCAAUCAUCCCCAUUGUGGUGGAAAAUUCUAAUAUCCUGAAGAAAAUUGCAUGUCAGCACGUCAACCAGUGUCACCUUUAUUUCCCUAAAAAAGCAAUGAAAAGGCGCCGUAAUUUAAAGAGAUAUCAUAUAAAAAAUCGUACUAAUGAAAUGAAUUACUGGACUAAAAAAAACUAAUUUUACAUUUAAGUCCGAAAAGGGAAAACAUUGCUACAUAGCUACCAAGUGCUAAAUAAAAAAAAAAAAUGAAUAGCAACAUAAAAAACUGUGAAUGUGUAUAAAAAAAUUGUCACCACAAUUGAGUUAAAACAACAAGCAUUUUUUAUGAAAGAUGAUGAUUGAACAUCUCCUCAUAAGCUAAUAAAUAAUUUCGGGCAACAACACAAUGAAAACAAAUAUGGCUUUAGCAAAGCGAAGUAGUGCAUUGAAAGAGGAAUAUCAUGAGCCGCCGGUGAAAAAUGAAAUAGAUUGUUGUGACAAUGGGAAACGCAAGAAGCGUCCAAGUCGUGAAGAGGAGGAGCGUCAAUCAUUUGCUCAGAAGAAGAGGGCAUUAGGAAUAUCACAGCAAGUACCUUUGCGUGGGAUACAGAAGCAAAAUUCGGAAGAUCAGGACGAUGAAACACUCAUACGGGAGACUCAGGCCGCUCUCAAGAGUUUAUCGGGUAGUUGGCCAGAUUCACAAAGAAACCCCUAUCGUAUGAAUGAACAGGAUGAAAAUCCCCCGGCAUUUCAAAAUUUAUUUGAGGAGAACCAUCAAGAUCACAAAUUAUCCCCAACAACACCUCUCCCAUCUGCCAAUCAUAUUGAAUCUCAUGGUGGUAAUCUUAAAGACGUCAUCACAUUGAGAGAUAAAAAGUCUGAGCAAAUGCAGACAGCAAGGCGCAGGGCGAAUCGAGAAGAGGGUGAUGGAAAGGUACGUGAUAAGUACUAUCCAUCGCCAGAUUUUAAUGAACUGGUUGAUGACUCAUCCAAUGAUCUGGAGAUUGAUAUUUCUGAAGGAGGCGACAAAGAUGAUCAUAGACAAGAAAAGUUACGAAAUUCAGGUCAUACCAAAGCACCUUAUGGCUCGGUUUCCGCAUUCAAACCACCAUCUGACAUGAUUCGAAAAAAUGGAUCAAUAGCUCCAAUUGCUAUAGGACCUUUUCCUGCUGAAGCUACGUUCGUUGGAUACCCAGAAGAGCCACAGCCUAUUCUUCACCAGGAACACAUGUCGACAUUUGUUGACGAAAAGAUAAAAAAGGAAGAAGAUUCUGGCAAAUCUAUCGGCUCUCCAGACUCCAAGCAGUACACAAUACUUCAACCAGCAGGCGUGGGAUCUCGCGCUGCUUCAGUUAUGCAAGAUAUUGCCAGGGAGGGAGUAGUAUCUGUUGCUGCAGUUAGUAGCACAAGUAGUCCAGGGUUAGUUCCAAAUGCACAGAAUGCCCCAAGUGGGAGUGUUGGAACUGAAAGGGCUGGUCCACCCUCAUUUUCCCCAGGAAGUAUUAACAGAGAAGGAAGCAAAUGUCCAACACCUGGAUGUAGUGGCCAAGGUCAUGUUACAGGACUGUAUUCUCACCACCGUAGCCUAUCUGGAUGCCCAAGAAAGGAUAAAGUUACGCCAGAAAUAUUGGCGAUGCAUGAAACAAUUCUAAAAUGUCCAACACCCGGCUGUAAUGGUAGAGGGCAUGUAAGCUCAAAUCGGAAUAGUCAUAGAAGUCUCUCCGGUUGUCCAACGGCUGCGGCUAGUAAAGCAGCUGCAAGAGAGCAAAAGUAUCAAAACGGUUUCACUUAUCGCCAAAAGUCAACACUUUCGGCAGUGAUAAACUGUCAUCAAAUGACGGACUAUCGACCAUUACUUGUAUCAACGGAUAUUGAAACGAAAAUUCCAUACAACAUUAACUUUGCAUCCAACUCCCAACCCAUCAAUCGACCUCCAACAACCGACGCAUAUUUUGGAACACAGACCAGUCAAUCAGCAACAACAUUUGAACAGAAGUCCUCAGUUGAACAGAAUCAAAUAGUUGAUCAAGCAAAAAUUACAAAACAGUCACAGAAACUUCCAGAUUCAUCUAAGAAUACCCCUGUUUCGAAUAAUCUUACAAUAAGCAGUAACAAUAAUAACAACAGUGCAAAGUGCAACAAUAACAACACGAGUGUUAGCAUCAAUAAAUCUAUUGUCAAAUCUGAGGUACUGUCAUCUAUAAAAUCUGAGCAUUCCAUAGCGUGCAAGAGUCCACCCACGCAGUCGAAUCACAACGCACAAGCGCCAUUAAAUCAACCUAAACCCUAUGAUUCAUACAUGAAUCACGACUCAAGCUCAAGUUCAAUGACGUCAGCUGAGAGUGGUAGCAUCAAUAAAUGUCCACCUAUUGGAAAUCAGCCUCUCAGUGGUCUUCAGCAUACCCAGAAUAUGAAUGGAUACCUUGAGAUGCAUCAACAUUCACAAUUGCAAAAUGUACAGUCACUACCCCAGAGGCCAUUUGACAUGAUGUCUGUGCCACCACCAAUGUCCAUUGAUGAUCCCUAUAUAAGAGAGCAGCAAAUCCGGUAUUCACAAAUGAAUGACCUCAGUGGUUUGGCUAGGCCUACAGUUUCUUAUAGUGAUAUCGGAGGUAAUAGAACCGUUCCCACUGGAUAUGAAUUAUCCGUAAACACAUCGUCUCAUCGGCCGUACGAUCCAGGUGUAGGACCUAUCACGACUGCAUUUGAGCGGUACGACCCAAAUUGCCCCCCUCAACGAGCAAAUAUGUAUCCCUAUAUACAACCAAGUAUGGAGGAUAUUAAUCAACAGCAAAAAUAUCUUCAGGAGCAGCAUAUGGCACAUGCUAUGAUGAAGCAAGAUAUGGAUGAGAAUUCAGCACCUAUUUAUCCUCGGCCAAUGUAUCACUAUGAUCCGACUACAGGAACACUUCCGCCGGGGUUUAGUGCUAUAAAUCUAUCGGUUAAGAUUGGUACCCCUCAUCCAAUUCCGCAUAAAAGUGGUGGCUCUCCGUCACCCAAUGGUCCCGUUAUUGACCUCUCUACGUCCAGCGUAACCUCAUCCAGUCCUCACGGAUUUAACUCACCCCAUUACGGAGGCCAACGCAUGCAAACGGGCAGCCCACAGCCAGGUGCUAGUCCACAUCACCUGGCGAGUCCACAAGUGCCAAGUCCUCAAGGGCAAACACUUGACUUGAGUGUCAACAGAUUGCCUCACAGUGGUGACACAAGUCCACAGUAUUCGACUCAUCCGGAUGGGAUGGGACAUCCCCAGAGUUUUGGUGGAACCCCUCGGUCGCCACAGACAGAACCAGUGGACUUUAGUGGGCCACCCCGACCCGUGGGCUUUGGCCUUGUCUAUAGCCGGGAGUCCACGCCAGACAGUGGGGCCUCACACUAUAUGGAAAGCUACCGGGAUCCAAGUGGCUAUAGUCCACAUCCAAGUGGAUAUGGUAUGGUAGUCCAGCCUGAAUACCCACCAACAGGCUACCCUGGCUAUGCUCCAAGCGCUUACCAAUGCAGUGGUCCAUAUGGCAGUACCGUUGGUCCCGCUGGAUAUCCUACACCAGUUUCUGCUGGUUAUUCUCCGAGUGCAACUACUUGCUACGCUAUGCCACCACCUCAGCACAUCCCGCAACAUGAUAAACCCCUAACAAAAGACAGUCUAACUGGAUGUCCCAGACCGGACAGGACGCAAAUUCAAUCUCACUCGCAAGAGUUGAAGUGUCCGACGCCAGGAUGUGAUGGUUCUGGUCAUGUCACAGGCAAUUAUUCAUCUCACCGAAGUUUGUCCGGAUGUCCCAGGGCCAACAAACCAAAAAGCAAACCAAGAGACGGACAAGAUUCGGAACCACUCAGAUGUCCAAUUCCGGGUUGCGACGGUUCCGGCCACUCCACGGGAAAAUUUUUAUCGCACAGAAGUGCUUCGGGUUGUCCAAUAGCCAACAGGAACAAAAUGCGGGUCUUGGAGAACGGAGGUACGGUUGAGCAACAUAAAGCUGCUGUAGCUGCAGCCACAGCCAUGAAAUUUGAUGGGGUCAACUGCCCGACACCAGGAUGCGAUGGCACAGGCCAUAUAAAUGGUACAUUUCUAACGCAUCGAUCGCUAUCUGGGUGUCCAACUGCUGCACAAGGUAUCAAGAAGCCAAAAUACCCUGACGACGUCACCAUGGUCUAUCCUAAAGGAUACACGGGCAUGGAAAUGAUGAUGAACACCAAUCCAAACGGCGAAGAUCUUGUGACCCUCGAGGCGGAAAUCACUGAACUCCAACGUGAAAAUGCUCGAGUAGAGUCCCAAAUGCUUAGACUCAAGUCCGAUAUCAACGCCAUGGAAUCACAUUUGAAUCACGGCGAUAGGGAAAAUCAAAUAAUGUCUCAGAGGAACAGCAACUUAAACGACUAUUAUGAGAGUCUGCGUAACAAUGUGAUUACUUUGUUGGAGCAUGUACGGAUACCAAAUGGUGGGCCACCAGAAAAAAUGGGUCAUGAGAACUUCGAUAGCUACCUAUCCAAGCUACAAUCUCUUUGUACACCCGAUGGAUAUUGUCCCGAUGAGAAUAGGCCCAUUUAUGAGACUGUUAAAUCAGCCCUACAGGAUUUUACAGUCCUACCUACACCCAUUUGAGAGGAGGCCUGAGACGCCAGUUGCGGCGGUUGCUGAAAUAUUUUAAUUCAGAAUAUAUGGAAGCAGGAUCCAUUGUUACACAUUGAAGACUAACUGAAUAAUUACAGGAACUAUUUAUACCUAAAUUAAUCUCAUUUGUAGUUUUUAAGAAACACACACCUAAAUAAUAUUGUCAAUUGGAGCAUUUUUUUUAAUCCGUUACUGACAUGCAAAGCAAAGAAUAAAAGUAAAGUUUACUAAUAUUGCUCUUCUAUUUUAUCUAUAAAUCGAUGUAGACAUAGUGUGAAUUAUCUCUUCACUUAGCGAGACUAAUCAACACUAUUAUAGUUAUAUGUAUGUACAUAAAUAAUUUAUAUACUUGAAAUACCUACUAAAAUUAACUUCCGAUUUACAAAGAGAAAUUAAUUUAUGUAUGUAUAAUCAUUGAAUGUAAAAGAUGACAUAAUUUAGAAUAUAUGUGUCUAGUAAUAAUAAAAGAAUUUGUCUGAAAAGAAGAUCCCCAACUUGAUUAAUAAUUGUAAGAUACAGUAAUUAAUAUUAUUUACUUUUUUUAAUGGUGCUUAACCCAAUCUAACUAAAGUAUUUUCUAUGAAUUUCUUUUUUCUUGGGUUUUGUGUAAAUAGAGAAAUAAAUUUAAUUUUAAAAUUACAAAAGUUGUAAAAAGAAUAAGGAACAUGAAAAUUCAGAUAGAGAAAAACAAUUGUAACUUCUGUUCUCUUAUAAGGCAGAAUAAAAUCAAUAUGAAAGAAACACAGCCAAAUUUAGGAUUUGUAUGUGACUAAAAUAGCUUGGAAACAGAAAGUUUUAUAAAUACGAGUACAUACUAAAUGUUUAAAACUCCAUUAUUGUGGAUGACAUAUCAGUUUGUGUUUGUCAGUGUACACCACUACCCAAAAACCUUUAUCCAGCAUCGUUUUCCCCAAAAUGUCCUCAACAUGCAAUUCAUCAACAUCUUCUCUUCGUGAGAAAUUUAAUAGCAUGGAAAGAUGUUACAUAAUAUUGGAGGACAAGAAAAAAAAGAAACAUUGCAAAAACCACAAACAAAUUUGUCAUUAGCUACACGAGUCUUUUUCAAAUAGAAUCCCUCAUGAUACAAUGGAAUGUGCAAGAAAAAAUUUUGUGCAAGAUAUGUAUUAGAUUAGAUUAUUUUUUAUUGCGGACAUAUAUUUUAGUGGUUUUAGACGUAUAAUUCAUAUUAAUAAUUCUAAUUAAAAGAAUUUUUGUUCUCAUUUCAAUAUACUUGUUACAUUUUUGUGAAUAAAAUUAAUUACUUAAUAGUAAUAUAGAGUGAGUAAAAUACUAAUAAAUUAUAUAGAUAAUAAUAAAUUCUCUGUAAUAAUUCAAAAA